GGACAACAGAGCCCUGUGAAGCCGAGAGCGCCCCUAAGAGGAGGCCCGCCCGUGGGUCCCCAUUGGUCGCCUCCUGCCCACGCUCCUGUCGGCUGCCCUGACAGGAGUCAUCAUGCCUCGUGCUCCAAAGCGACGGCGCUACAUGCUUGAGGAAGGCCUUCAGUCCCAAAGCGAGACGCAGGGCCCAGUGGGUGCACUGCUUCCUGUGGCUGUGGAAGAGGAUACUUCUUCGUCCUCCACCUGCUCCUCCUCUUUUCCCUCCUCUUUCCCCUCCUCCUCCUCUUCCUCUUGCUAUCCUCUCUUGUCGAGCACACCAGAGGAGGUUGAUGAUGUCGCUGGGGCCCCGAGUCCUCCCCAGAGCCCUCAGAGUGCCCGCCCCUCCCCCACUGCCAUGGCCUCCCCUCCACUGAGCCAGUCUGAAGACGACAGCUCCAGCAGCCGAGGAGAGGAGGGUCCGAGCACCUCACAGGCCCUGCCAUACACUGCGUCCUUUCCCAGAAAUGUGAUUGAUGGCAAGGUGGCUGAGCUGGUGGAGUUCCUGCUUGUCAAGUAUCGCACAAAGGAGCCGACCACAAAGGCGGAGAUGCUGAAUACGGUCCUCAGAGAUUACCAGGACCACUUCCCUGUGAUCUUCAGACAAGCCUCUGAGCACAUGCAGCUUGUCUUUGGCAUUGACGUGAAGGAAGUGGACCCCAGCGACCACGCCUAUGUCCUGGUCACCACCCUGGGCCUCACCUACGAUGGGAUGCUGAGCGAUGAGCAGAGCAUGCCCAAUACCGGCCUCCUGGUGAUGCUCCUGGGCGUCAUCCUCCUGCAGGGCGACUGUGCCCCUGAGGAGGACGUCUGGGAAGCACUGAGUGUCCUGGGGGUGUGUGCCGGGAGGGAGCACUUCAUCUACGGGGAGCCCAGGGAGCUUAUCACUAAAGUUUGGGUGCAGGAGCAGUACGUGGAGUACCGGCAGGUGCCCAACAGCGAUCCUGCUCGCUACGAGUUCCUGUGGGGUCCCAGGGCCCACGCUGAAACCAGCAAGAUGAGUCUCCUGGAGUUUUUGGCCAGUGCCAUUGGGAGUGACCCAAGGUCCUUCCCAGUGUCGUAUGAGGAAGCUUUGAGAGAUCAGGAAGAGAGAGUUCAGGCCAGAAUUGCCAGCACGGAUAAUGCUACUGACACGGCCAGUGCAAGUUGUAGUACCGUGCCCAGUAGCUCCUCCUGCCCUGAGUGAAGUCUAAAGCAGAUUCUUCACUCUGUGUUUUAGGAAGGCAGUCAAUGAUCUAAGCAGUGGAGGGCCAGGCUGGGGCUGAGGGUAUUAUAGGGCAUAACAGCUUUGUGUUCCUGUUCCAUAGGGGUGACUUUGAAAUGUAUCAUCUUC
Messenger RNA from Equus quagga, 1366 nucleotides. Its product is annotated as melanoma-associated antigen 10-like. The coding region runs from base 113 to 1219 and encodes 368 amino acids. The record is from RefSeq and is a predicted model, not a curated record. Gene Ontology annotation, biological process: negative regulation of transcription by RNA polymerase II. Lineage: Eukaryota; Metazoa; Chordata; Mammalia; Perissodactyla; Equidae. The transcript is spliced from 2 exons. Gene Ontology annotation, cellular component: nucleus.